Messenger RNA from Guillardia theta CCMP2712, 1593 nucleotides. RefSeq lists its product as hypothetical. Gene Ontology annotation, cellular component: membrane. The transcript is spliced from 2 exons. The coding region runs from base 1 to 1593 and encodes 530 amino acids. NCBI's taxonomy places the organism in Eukaryota, Cryptophyceae, Pyrenomonadales, Geminigeraceae. The record is from RefSeq and is a predicted model, not a curated record. Gene Ontology annotation, molecular function: beta-glucuronidase activity.
AUGAGCUCUCAGCUUUCGAGUUUCAUAAUCACGUGUCUGGGGAGACUGGCCGUCUUGAUACUGCUUAUCCGAAGUUCGGAUGCGUUACCUUUCUCGCGAUUAAAGAAGAGCAAGCCAUGGAAACCUUCGGCCCAUGAGUUGAGCCAUCUUGAGGCGAACGGGAGGAUGGUCUCAUCCAAGACCAUGACAUCGAUACUGGAGCUCAACACAGCAGCCAAGUUCUCUACUAUUGACGAGGGAUACGUCGGGUUUACCUUAUCUUUCCUGACAGGAGAAGUUGCGCACUGGUCCAAUACCAGCAUCUUGUUCAUCGACCUCAAGUCACCGCAGCUUCGCACACUGGUGAAGAGACUCUCGCCGGCGAUUCUGCGUGUGGGAGGAGGAUGGGAGUACAAGGUUGUGAUGAACGUCAACGGGUCCGAAUGCGAGACGCAGGGGACGCCGCCGGAGUUCUGCCUCACCAUGGGUAGGUGGCAUGAAAUCCUGGAGUUUGCCAACGACACGCAGAUCGACGUGGUGUGGGGCCUCGGAGCUCAGCGGCGAGCCAACGGACUUUCUCAGCUGGACUUUGACAACAUCCGAGACUUCCUGGCCUACACCUCAACGAUGCCGGACGAGCUCAAGGGAAGGAUCCUAGGGUUUGAGCUCGGGAAUGAGCUGGACGACGCCGACUUUGUUCGCACAAGCUCUGCAGUAGCUCCUCAGGUACUGGCUAGAGACUAUCUCUUCCUCGCGCAGAUUCUCGAGCUCUUUUUCCCUGGCCGUCACUGUCCUCCCUCCUCCGGAGUCUCCUGCUCGCGUCCUUUGCUGGUCGGACCUGCUCAGCAUCCUAACGUGGACUUCGCGCGGAGGUUUCUAGGGGCAUGCGGUUGGGUCCUGGACGCCUUCACGUUCCACAGCUACGUAGGGUACGGGGGAGACGCCGCGCUCUCUUCCAAGCUGGUGAACCAGGCGUUCCUCGAGGCUUCCUGGGAACAAGCAGCCCCGACAGUGGAGGUUGCCUUCUCGCUCGCACCGGAGGCGGCGGUUUGGGCAGGCGAGACCUCAUCUGCGUGGAGCAGCGGGCGAUGUGGGGUAACGGAUCGAUGGUGGAGCAUGCUGUGGUACGCCAACACGCUGGGAAGGUUCGCAAGAGGAGGGGUCUCGCGGUUCGCCUACCACAGUCUCAACGGCGGUUGCUACGCGCUGGUCAACAAGACUAGCCUGCAGCCUCACCCCAACUACUGGCUAGCCGUCGCCUUCCAUGAUCUCAUGGGUACCGGAGUGCUGGACCUGCGAGUCUUGGAGGGACUGGAGGAGGGAGAGGCGGGAGGAAGCAAGAACCUGAUGGUUUAUGCGCAUACGUCCAAACGCUUCUUUGACAACACCACGCACGGCGCGACUCUCCUCCUCAUCAACAUUGACCCGGCGGUCACACGGGAAGUGCAGCUGACGGAAGACCCUCAUCUGCUGCUGCCUCGGAGGGAGUACCUCCUCCAGCCUGGCUCCCUAGGGCUCGACUCCAACGUCGUCCUCCUCAACGGAGUGGAGCUGAUGUUCCGGGGAGGGAACUUGUCGUGCCUCGUGGACCUGGGGAGGUGGAACUUCCCCUAG